Molecule: messenger RNA, 5011 nt
Organism: Hemibagrus wyckioides
Lineage: Eukaryota; Metazoa; Chordata; Actinopteri; Siluriformes; Bagridae
Gene: jph1b
Product: junctophilin 1b
Exons: 6
Coding region: 281-2302 (673 amino acids)
Cellular component (GO): junctional membrane complex; endoplasmic reticulum membrane; sarcoplasmic reticulum
Source: RefSeq, a predicted model, not a curated record
UUGGUCUCCUCUGCUCCUCUCCUCCUCUCUCGCGCUCCGGGGGGAGAGAGAGGAUCAUAAAGCGACUAACGGCGCUGACAGCGCGUGCGGCCUCCGGUGUGCGCGCGCGCUCCCCUCCACCGACAUCGAGCCAGAUGCGCGCGGAUACCAGAUUCUCCCCGUUUUCCAGGCACCGCUUUCUCAGAUUUCAUCUCUUUAUCACGAAUCCUCACGCCUGAUCAGCCGAGUAACGACACCAGGCACCGAGGCGCGCGCGGUUUGUUUUGUUGUUGGAAGCUGAAUGACGGGCGGCCGGUUCGACUUCGACGAUGGCGGAACGUACUGCGGAGGCUGGGCGGACGGCAAAGCCCACGGGCACGGCGUCUGCACCGGCCCCAAGGGCCAGGGCGAGUACUCGGGUUCGUGGCGCAACGGCUUCGAGGCGGUCGGCGUUUACACGUGGCCCAGCGGCAACACGUACAAGGGCCACUGGGCGCAGGGCAAGCGGCACGGGCUCGGUGUGGAGGCCAAGGGUCGGUGGCUUUACCGGGGAGAGUGGAGUCACGGGCUGAAGGGGCGCUACGGUGUGCGCCAGAGCCUCAACACCUCCGCCAGGUACGAGGGCACGUGGAGUAACGGGCUGCAGGACGGCUACGGAGUCGAGACCUACGGGGACGGGGGAACGUUUCAGGGCCAGUGGAUGGGCGGGAUGCGUCACGGUUACGGCGUGAGACAGAGCGUGCCGUACGGCAUGGCUGCGGUCAUCCGCUCACCUCUGCGCACUUCCCUCGCCUCCCUACGCAGCGAGCAGAGUAACGGCUCCGUCCUGAACGAGCGUUCUUCGGAGAGUCCGUCUGGGACGCGUGGCGGCUUCGUGCUCAACGUCCACAGCGAUGGCGAGCUCAGCUCGGGCAGGAAGAAAGGUCUGUUCCGGCGUGGCUCGCUGUUCGGCAGCCUGAGGCAGCUGAGGAAGUCGGACUCACGUUCGUCCAUCUCCAGUAAGCGUAGCUCGGCACGCAGCGACGCUGCCAUGAGCCGCAUCAGCUCCAGCGACGCCAACUCCACACUCAGCUUCGGAGAGGACGAGGACAACGCUCCGACCGAGGACAACGUGGAUGCCACCACGACUGAGUCGUACAUGGGAGAGUGGAAGAACGACAAGCGUAGCGGCUUCGGCAUCAGCGAGCGAUCCAACGGCAUGAAGUACGAGGGCGAGUGGGCCAACAACAAACGCCACGGCUACGGCUGCACCGUGUUCCCCGACGGCACCCGCGAGGAGGGCAAGUACAAGAACAACGUGCUCGUCAGGGGCAUCAAGAAGCAGCUCAUUCCCCUGAAGAACGCCAAGACCAAACAGAAGGUGGAGCGCGCCGUGGAAGGGGCGAUCAGAGCGGCCGCCAUCGCCAGGACGAAGGUGGAGAUCGCCACCUCCAGGACGGCUCACGCCAGAGCCAAAGCUGAAGCUGCUGACCAGGCGGCGCUGGCAGCGUGCCAGGAUUCAGAGGUGGCUCGUGCUGUAGCUCGAGAACUUUCACCCACCUUCCGCCAGCCAGGCCCUGAUUACAUCAAGCAAAAGUUCUCCAGUGAACCGAUAGAGAUUAAAGAAGUCAUCGAAGAGAAAAAAGAGAAAACCCCCUCAGGAAGCCCACAUUUCUAUCGCAAGGGCACUACACCCACCCAAACACCCACCCACAGCCCGGGCCCGACUCCUCCUCCCUCACCUCCGUCCAACAAGAAGAAGUCCUUCUUCAACCGAAGCGCACCAAAGUCUACCAAAGAGAGCGUAGUUGAGAGCCUAGCGGCCAGCGUCGUCCCCAGAACCGCCCCCAGGGUCCUGGCCAAACAGGAAGUGAAGCAGGAAGUGGUUUCUUCUUCUUCCCUCAUGCCCUACAAACCCACGGCGCCGGUCGCCAACUCCUCAAGUCCCGGAAAUGGUGAGGUCCAUUCACAGUACCACAGCUACUUUGUGAAGGCGGAAGUGUCCAUCCCACCUGAGGAGCCGGAGGAAGAGGUGGAGGAGGAAAAUCCAGAAAGUACAACUGCCCUCGCCAGGACUCCGGCUCCUGUCAAGCAAUACACACGUGCCCCUACACCCUCCCUGCCCCCUGCCAAGCUUGCCACCUCCAGAGACAUCAAACCAGAGCCCAAGCUGAAAAAACAGGAUUCUCUGAAGCCAAAGAGUCUAUCAGAAAGUAAGAAAGCAAGCAUGGAGAUCACCACGGACGUGGUAGAGGAAGAAUCAGGUCCUAACUCUAUACUGGUGGCAUUAGUGAUGCUAAUAAACAUCGGGCUAGCGAUUAUUUUUGUCCACUUCUUGACUUGAUACAUCAUCAAACUCAGCUUUGCAGGUCAAGCUCUUCUGACGUGUAAUUCUGACGGUCUGAUUGUUUGGCCUUUACAGCGAGUUCUUCAGGACGUGCGGCGUAGGCCACGUAAUUCUCUGCGCUGGUGUGGACGGCCUUUAGAACACGCCGCUCAGACUCAGACACAGGCAAAGGACGACUGGACGACUGGAAUUAAGAGCGAAAACACGGUGGAGGGAAAAAACGCCGAGUCCCGUAGCCGAGCCCAACCAGGUCCCCCGCCACCCCGCCCCCAACCCCCAGCCCCGCCCCAUCCUGACCGUGAUUUACGACUCGCUUGGGCUCUGUGAAAGCUGAAGCAAGCACAGUCGCUGGUAAAAGAGGGUGGGGGGAUAAAAAUAAAAAAUGUGCUGAGCCAAGCCGUACCCAGUGUGAAAUGCAUGGACGGCCUGUUGGAGUGUGUGUGUGUGUAUGUGAGUGUGUGUGUGUGUGUGUGUAUGUGAGUGUGUGUGUGUGUGUGUUGGUGAGGAGGGGGAUAACUGGAUACGUUUGGCGAUGCACUUUUAGUUGACGGAAGCGAACAGCUGCCUUACAAUUUUACCCUCUGACGUUGUCAAGGAGGGGUGUGUGUGUGUGUGUGUGUGCGCAGUAGGUGGUAAGAGUGUGUGUGUGUGUGUCUUCAUUCUGAUCACCGUGAAACACCGUGCCCAUUUUAAAAAAAGAGGCACUCGCCAGUCUUAUUGCAUUACCCGUCUCUGAAGCCUUGUCGAAGCACCUGCUCGUGUUUUAGGAGAUUAGCGAAUUCCACGCCAGGGUGUGGUACAGAUUCAACAACCAUGUCUUCAGCUUGGUUCUUUUUGUGUGUGUUUCUUCGUUUAGUUGAAAUAUUUAUAAAACAAAAACAAAUGGUGUACAUUUUUGUCCCCUUCCUCUGUGACCGAAUUGGUUAACGGCUAACGGACGCAGAUCGCAUUACGAGCAAUAUUUUAUCUCUGGCGAUUAGCCCACCGUUCGAGGUGAAUAUCUUUUAAUCGGUUCACGUGGAAACCAUCACGUGGAAGUGAGCAGCUGUGGUGAUGUGGUGAAGUUCCAUUUGUAAAAUUAGGAAGGUAUCGCUCUGAUACGCGGGUGUUGUAUAAUAGCUAUAGGACAUUAUGCAUGGUGUUUGUUGGGUUUAUUUAUUUAAUUAUUAUUAUUUAUUGUUUUCGGUUAAUAACUGGUUAUUGCACUGGAUUUUUGCACACGUAGAGGUCGGAGCCUGCGCGGUCACGGCCCUUCUUCCUUCGUCACCGUCCGUAACCCCGAAGCGUGGUGUCGAAGGGAUUCAGGAGGAGCGAGCGAAUGUAGUCAGAUGCCUUAAAGGACUUUUUAAAAACAGUGUUAGAGUUUACCUCGGCGGAAAAAAAGUAGUGAUUUUGGACUUUUGUCUUAAUUCAUUGGAGUUUUUAUUGAAUAAAUCUAUUAUUAAUCUGUAGUAUAUUUAUUUAUGUGGUGGUGCAUGAAGCUGUGGUUUUAUUUUAAUCUGUACACGGCACUUUUGUGCCUGUAUUUGAAUAAAAAAAAUAUAUAAAUAUAUAUAUUUUAUAUACACAAUAUGAAUAUAUUUAGUCAGUCGUUGGAAAUUUUAUUGUUAUAUCAGCACAUGGUUUUUCUUCUUAUUCGUGUGCAUGGUAUAAUUUGGAGAUAGAAUUUUUUAGACACAUAAUUUGAAGUAGGCAUGUGUGAGUAAUCAGCGAUACGAUACACUGCGAUAUUCGUCACUCACCGGAUCGUCAGUGUGGACACACUGCCACAAUCUGACCACUUUUUAUUUUCUUUAUAAAAGCCCGUUAUUUUUUCCUUAUCCGAUAAAUUUCUGUCCAAUUAUCUUUUUCUUCUCGGUUCUCAAGAUAUAAAAGUGUAAUAUCGUCACACGCCUAGUUGGAAAUGUGGUUUUGUGAGUGUGUGUGUGUGUGCUGUGUGUGUGUGUGUGUCUGUGUGUGUGUGUGUGUAUUUGUGUGUGUGUGUGUGUUUGUGUGUGUGUGUGUGUCUGUGUGUAUUAACAUUAAGUUUUCUUCAGACUGUAAUAGCAUGUGAUCAGGAAAGAAGGAUGAAGGAAGGAAAGAGAAGAGCACCGGAAUGAAAAUAGAGAGAUUUUGUUCUUUUAACUUUUGAUAUUUUAAAAAAGAUUUAAUUUCUAAGGCGUGGCUGUGUACGUGGAUGUGUUCAUAUUUUGAUUUAAUCCCAAACAGAAGCAAAAAAACAAUUAGAUCUUAAAUAAGAUCCCCAGAUCAUUUCACUAUAAACUCCAUAUUUUUACGCAUUUAUACAAAGUUCAGCGAAAUUUGUCCGUAUUUUUCUAAUAAAAAAAAAACAGCGGAGCGUCUGUGUUUUACUGAAACCUUCUCUGACUGUAUUUACAUUUAACAGUAAAAAAGUCUUCAGAUAUAUAUUUUAAAGUUUUCAUUUUUAAGAAACAUCGAUGAACAUUUCAGUAUUGACCUUCCCCUUUUUUUUGUUUGUUUGUUUUGGAACUUGUUUAAGUUAAAGUAUGUUACAAUAAAAUAUUGUCAAUUUUUAUGUAUGAAAGUUUCAUGUUUCAAUCCGUAAAAGUUUUCCAAAAAGGGAAAAGGCGGAUGACCGGUGAAGGGGACACAUGAGCGCUGAAAUCAGAACAUUUUAUUUAAAUAAAAAAAAUGUAAAUAAAUAAAUUAAUAAAUAAUCAAUUUAAAUAAAAAAGGAUGAAAAUG